Platichthys flesus (European flounder) is the source of this 9446-nucleotide messenger RNA. RefSeq names its product phosphoinositide-3-kinase, regulatory subunit 3b (gamma) (gene pik3r3b). Gene Ontology annotation, molecular function: protein binding; 1-phosphatidylinositol-3-kinase regulator activity. Bases 1403 to 3628 code for a protein of 741 amino acids. The transcript has 15 exons. Lineage: Eukaryota; Metazoa; Chordata; Actinopteri; Pleuronectiformes; Pleuronectidae. Gene Ontology annotation, biological process: insulin receptor signaling pathway; phosphatidylinositol phosphate biosynthetic process. The record is from RefSeq and is a predicted model, not a curated record. Gene Ontology annotation, cellular component: phosphatidylinositol 3-kinase complex.
CUGUCUGCUGCUACGUCAUCAGAGCACGUCACACAACAACAGAGCUGCACCACAUCCACUACCGCUCCAUGAGCACCACCUCGACCUCCACCACCUCACCAACUCCACCACCUCCAUCUCUACCACCAUCUCUUCACCUCCUCCAGCACCUCCUCUCCAUCCUCUCUGAAUCGUGUGACCACCUCCUCGUGUCUGUGCUUCUCCUCCAGGUCACAGAGUUGUUACACAAUUCAUCAGCUCCUCCGCAGCUGCUCCUCCUCAGUGACACCGACUGAGAUCAGAACAAGAACCAAGAGACAGAAGCUGCAGGACAUAAAGAAGCGUCUGAGUCUCAGUGUGAGUCUGAGUGUGAGUCUGAGUGUGAGUCUGAGUGUGAGUCUGUGCGUCACACGCGUCUCCGCCGCUGGCAUAAUUUGCAGACAGGAGGAAGAGGAGGAAGAAGAGGAGUAGGAGGAGGAGGAGGGGUCUGCUGACACCAGCGCGGCUCUCUCUCUCCACAGCACCGAGCAGCCUCCUGUCUGCGGGACCGGCCACGCCAUCCAUCCAUCUCAUCCUGACGCGGCUCCGCGGAUGUCUGGACUCGCUCUGCGGGGUUCGGGUCGUGUGGGAGCGGACGCUUUGGCACCGAGGCGCCGGGGCAGGAGACGAGCGGGUCGGUGCAGCUGCAGCGUUUUGCAGGAGCUGAGACGAGGAGGCGGGGCGCAGCAGCAGCUCCAUUGAGGGGGGGGCACUCCGGGACGCUCUGAAUGAGAAGCCAGACUCUGCACUGCAGUGGAUCCCCUCAGGUGUGUGUGUGCAGCUCCGUCUCAUUCAUACCCCAACAUCCUGCAGAGGCGUCCUGCAGCCUCGUGCCACCCUCCAGGAUCCAGAGCGUCCAGAGCGUCCAGACCGUCCAGCCUCCCCCCGACCCCCCCGACCCCUUCCUCUCCCCUCCAUGCAUCACACACACUUUGUGGAGGCUGGUCAGGCGUCUGCGUUGGUUUGAUUCACCCUGCGGGCCUCAGUCUGUGGCGGCCGGGCGUCACACGCUGGAUUUAACACAAACUGAAGGAGGGUUAACGGAUCAGGACUGAAGCAGACACCGGACCACAGCUCGGCUCCGGUCGGACCACUCCGGGACGAGGGGAGUUGAACCUGCGCCCUCACGAGGCUGCAGAAGGAGGAAGGUGUCGAGUUCCACCUCAGGGAUCAGAUCUUUAUCGUUUCCACUGUGUUGGUCCUCGUCAGCACGACGCAGCACUUCUCAGGCGGAACCACAGGUUCCCAGGUUCACAGGUUUCGGUCGAGUUUCACCUCAGGGAUUUUUUACCGACAGAUUUUCCGUUUGGUGUUUUUUUUCAAGACGUUUCGAUCCGGAACGAAAUUCUCAGGCAGCGUCAAAACCCAAUGAAAUCCUGUCAGCAUGGCAUCCGACUCUUUCCAGUACCGGGCCAUCUUCGAGUACAAGCGGGAGCGUGGCGAUGACAUCAACCUCCAGACGGGCGACCUGCUCACCGUCCCCAAGGCCUCGCUGAUGGCGGCGGCGGGGCCGGAGUACCAGGAGGGGGGGGAGCGGAGCCCCAAGGGCUGGCUGCACGGCACCAACGAGAGGACCAAGGAGCAGGGCGACUUCCCGGGGACCUUUGUGGAGUACGUCGGCGUGAUGAGAGUCGGACUUCCUGUGGCUAAGUCCUGGCCCAGGGCCGUGCCAGCGACCCCUGGAGGGCCACAGACCGCCGCGGGCCCUCAACCGCCAGGAGCAGCCGCUGCUUCAGGUGUGGAGGCGGAGCUUCUGUCUGACGCCGCCCCCGUGGUCGUGUGGAGACUCGUCGAAGCCGUCGAGAAACUCGGUGUGAACAGCGAGUCCCUGUACCGAGGUCCUCCAGCCUCCGGGGGACCCGUCGAGCUGCGACAGUCUCUGGACUCAGACCCGCUCUCAGUGGACCUGGACCAGUAUGAUGUGGUUUCUCUGACUGAGGCUCUCAGAGGUUUCCUGCAGGACCUGAACGGCCCCAUCAUCCCGGGCUCGGUCUACAGCGAGCUGGUCUACACCGCUCAAGAGAGUCCCAGCGUGGAGGAGUGUGGCGAGAGGCUGAAGAGGAUCCUGGAGUCUCCCAGCAUCCCUCAGGCCAACCACCAGCUCCUGGUCCACCUCAGCAGACACCUGGCCCGGGUCGGCCAGCACAGCCCGGCCGGCCCGCGGCUGCUGGGCCAGACCUUCGCCGAGCUCGUCUUCAAGAACUCUGCUCUCAGUGCCGACGUGAACCCGGAGCAUCACGUCCGGAUCCUGGAGGCUCUGAUUGCAACAGGCGGACUGCUGGAGAUGCAAACUGCCCCAGCUCUUCCUCCAAAGCCGGCAAAGCCCCAGCAGCCCUCCUCGGUGGUGGUGGGAGGGGGCGGCAGCACCAACGGCCCCAAGGAUGGAGGAGCAGGAUGCUCGCUGCAGGAGGCAGAGUGGUACUGGGGAGACAUAUCCAGGGAGGAGGUGAACGACAAACUCAGAGACAUGCCCGACGGGACCUUCCUGGUGCGGGACGCCUCCACCAAGAUGCAGGGCGACUACACUCUCACACUGAGGAAAGGGGGAAACAACAAGCUGAUAAAGAUCUACCACCGCGAAGGGAAGUACGGCUUCUCCGACCCCCUGACCUUCAGCUCGGUGGUGGAUCUCAUCAGCCACUACAGACACGAGUCUCUGGCUCAGUACAACACCAAGCUGGACGUCAAACUCGUGUUCCCCAUCUCCCGCUUCCAGCAGGACCAGCUGGUGAAGGAGGAUAACAUUGAUGCGGUUGGGAAGAAGCUCCAGGAAUAUCACAAUCAGUACCAGGAGAAGAGCAAAGAGUACGACCGACUGUACGAAGAAUACACCAAGACAUCGCAGGAGAUCCAGAUGAAGCGCACGGCCAUCGAAGCCUUCAACGAGACCAUCAAGAUCUUCGAGGAGCAGUGCCACACGCAGGAGCGCUACAGCAAGGACUACAUCGAGCGCUUCCGCCGCGAGGGCAACGACAAGGAGAUCGAGCGGAUCCUGAUGAACUACGAGAAGCUCAAGUCGCGGCUCGGAGAGAUCCACGACAGCAAGGUGCGGCUGGAGCAGGACCUGAAGACACAAGCCAUGGACAACCGUGAGACGGACAAGAAGAUGAACAGCCUGAAGCCCGACCUCAUACAGCUCCGCAAGAUCAGGGACCAAUAUCUAGUCUGGCUCAAUCACAAAGGAGUUCGACAGAAACGAAUCAACGACUGGCUGGGAAUCAAGAACGAGACCACUGACGAAGCCUACUUUGUGACCGAGGAGGACGAGAACCUGCCGCACUGCGAUGAGAAGAGCUGGUUCGUCGGGGACUUGAACCGGGUCCAGUCGGAGGAGCUGCUCAUCGGGAAGCCCGACGGAGCGUUCCUCAUCCGGGAGAGCAGCAAGAAGGGCUGCUACGCCUGCUCUGUAGUUGUUGAGGGCGAGGUGAAGCACUGUGUGAUCUACAGCACGGCGCGGGGCUUCGGCUUCGCGGAGCCCUACAACCUGUACGGCAGCCUGAAGGACCUGGUGCUCCACUACCACCAGACCUCGCUGGUGCAGCACAACGACUCGCUCAACAUCCGCCUCGCCUACCCCGUCUACGCACAGAUGCCCUCCGGACGCAGAUGAACCCCCCCCCAGUCUGCUCACACUCCCACAUAGACUACAAACCAACCCCCUCCCGGGGAAAGGGAGAAUGGGAGGAGUGAGGGAAGGAGGGAGGGGGAGGAUUGGUUGAAGUACAAACGCCCCCCCGACACCAGACCCGUAAACGAUAGAUAGAAACACUUGCUGCAACACACACGUCAGCCACCUUGGAGUUAUAUAUAUUUUUACAAGAACAUUUUUCGGAGGGCAUUCUUUCUAAAGACUGCUUGAUUUGCACAAGGAAGUUUUAAAUGUUUGUGAAUGUGAAACAAAAAAGAAGCGACCGAGGGAAGGAAGGAAACGGAGUAGGCAACUUCAGAGUUUCAGGUUGACCCUGCUGCUACCGAAACUCCAGCUCAGACUUUGACCUAGAAACUCACAAAACCACGAAGAAGAAGAAGAAGACGACAACAAAACAUUCCCAUUUUCAACCUUUUCUUUCACCUCAAAUGAUUCUAUUACUGCUUUUACUUUUUGUUUUGUUUCUGGAGUCGUUUUCAUGUUUUGGAUGUUUCCUGUUUCUUUACUCCCAACUCUGUUUGUGGUAAAUGCAAGAGGAGAUGAUGAUGAUGAAGAUGAUGAAGAUGAUGUCAAGUGUCUGUUUCUGUCCCUCUCCGUACGAGAAGCAAGAAUAAUGUAGCAUAACGGAAACGGACGCUCGCGUUGUGGAGCGCGCCUCUAUGUAGAGUGCUGCUGCUGAGGGGGGAAGGGGGGGGGGGGCACAAGUGACACUAAACAGUUUUGUAGAGUUGAAGGACAAAAGGUUUUUGCUUUUAUACGAACUGUAGAGUUUUUUUUUUGCCAGUGUGUAAGUGGCAGCGUCACAGAUUAGAACCAGAGACCAAAGUUGGUGUGGAGUGGGAGGGGCUAAAGAGUCUUUUCCUCUUUUCUUUCCCCUUUUGUGAACGGGGGGAGGAGCCAAGAGAAACAAAUGGACGUUGUGUUUGAGACCACACAUAAAACUGAGUUUUGGACCACGUGCUUGUGCACCAAAUAGCCUUUUUUCUGGAAAACCAAAUGGUACGAGAACAGAAACAACUCCUGUGAACACAGACGGUCGAGUAGGAAGCACUUAGACUCGUUUGUGACCUCCGCUGCGGGAGCGUCGACCUCAACGGGUCACGUUCCUGACACUGGAUUCAUGUUUUAAGUGUUUUAAACAAGUAGUCUGAUGAGGUAGCGUCUACCAGGAAGCAUAGCGGCGAGAUUAAACUUCCUUUGUUCUUCCUCUGAGGUGAAGUCACUCUGCAGCAGAGCUCAUCAGCUCCUGUGACGGGAACGUGACGCCUGCAUGAGAGCGUCUUCAUCGUGCUCCUGACGCCUCGGAGGAAACAGCAGGAAAGCUAACUCCUCCUCGCUAACGGGGGAAAGAGUCGAUGUUUUUCGGCUUUUAUCUGACAUGUCUGCUCAGUGACCGUCAUUAGAACGAGCGCCCCGAGCUGCGAGGUCACAAACGACUCCACACGAGACCCGACGGGAGGAGCCAGAAAACAUGAAAACCCAUUUUAUGUGUGGUUGACACCGAGAGAGUGAGAACGGGCGAGUGAAUGCUACACACUGUGGGUUGAACACUUUGUGCUUUUUGUUAGAAAACCUUCAGAAAUAAUAAGCUUUGAUAAAUAAUGUUUUUUAUGUGUGACGCAGCGACAGGAGGCGGAGCCCCGAGCUGCAGACACAGGCUUACGGAGAAAAUACUGAAAACUUGAAAGAACGUGCAAUCUAGAGUUGUGUUGCUGUAGUUCAGCGGUCGAGCAGCGAGCGAGCGAGAGAGAGAGAGAUGCACUACGGUCCCAGAGAUAAUCAAAGUGCACAGUGAAGCUUCUGGAGUCAAACCUACGUUUUGUUUGUUCUUUUUGAUUUGAUUUCUGUUGAACUGGUUCUUGAAGCUCAGAACUUCUUGGCCGGAGCUCGACUCUACAACCAGUGGAAGCAUUUUUCUGUCAAAGACUAAAACAAAUAAAAAGCAUCACGCAAUAAAAACUAUCUUCAAAAACUGGAGAGAAAAACAAGUUGCAUUCUAUUUUUCCUGGGAUUCUCUGGUCGCUGAUUGGCUGAGGAGUCUGAGAUUAAGAAUGAGGGGGGGGGGGGGGGUGUCCCUGUCUUCAAGGUUCAUAAUAAAAGUGAAGGGGGAGGGCGAUCAUGUGAUCCUUGUAACAGCAGCUGUUCUCACUGCACCCCAGCACCCCCCCAAACAGCUUGUGAGGUCGUCAACCAGAAACGAACCUCUGAGACGAAGCUGGUUACAAAGCCCCCCCCCCCCCCUCCGGAGCCCCGCCCCCUGUGAGUGCGUGCGACAGGUUGGAGGGAGCGUUUGAUUGAGAAGGGGAGGAGUCACUGUGAGCGAAUGAUACAACAUUGGUUGUACCCACCACGAGUUUAUCUCCACCCGUCUCCUAGCCCCACACCGCCAUCAUCCCGCCGCCGUGACAGGUCCGCUCUGAUUGGUGGACGUGUCGGUGGAGAUGAUUCAUACUAAAGUUUACGAUUAAUCCGAUUUUUCACGGAGACUGAAGUUCAGUGUGACCUGAAGGGGGCAGCACUGAAUCCAACUGGUUCUGUUCUUCAACUGGUUUCUCAGCAAAAUGACGUUAAACACUUGUGAAGUGUUGACAAAAGAAGAACUGGUUUCCAUUGAGUUGGAUUCGAUCACGUCGUUAAACUGGUCCCAGUUCAACUCGAUCCACAUCAGUGAGGAAACUCUUAAUUCCCCAAAACCAAUAAGUUUAAAAGAACCUGAUCGACUUCACUUUGAGCUCAUUGUGCUCGUGAGAACAGAACUAAUUGGAUCUUCUCGUGUUUUUGUCCGACACCAGAACCUCGGCUGUGGAGAUGUGACUCCUCCUCGUGGAGGAGCAGCAGCUGGGAGGUGGUUCCGUGGUCUUUCCCUCAGGAGGUUCAGAUUCUCAGUUUUCAGGGGACGGCAGGGCGCGGUGUGUCGAUAGAAUCUUGAAUGUACAAAAGGAUCAGUGCGGGUCCGAAACAGGUUUCUCUCUUUUCCGCUCCUUGUUUUUUUAAAGCACCGCUGUCGAGGUGCUCAGAGAAUCCCUGGUCUCCAUCCCAGUCAGGAACCCUCAGGUGUUUUCAGGUUAGAGAACGACCACAACAAAGCCAGCGAUUUGAGAACAUAAAGUAAAUCAGGGUUUUUUCUUCAUCGAUACUUUCAUCACUCAGUGGAUUAAGCUUCAUCCCCACGACUUUGACUUUGUCCCUCGUGGCUUCCUCUAGCGGAGCCACAGCAGCGCCACCUGCAGGACGUCAGAGUCAUUCCCUCCCCUCCAUCACCAGUUCUCUGAUAAUGGCUGACUUGUUUUUAUUUUGCAUAGGGAACUCAUAAAAAUCCCUAACUCUUAUUACUUGAACAAUAUUACAUGGCUCACUGCUGAAUGUCUUUAUAUGGAAAUAGAGGUUUAUUAAAGAGAAGCAAGCGGGGGAGGUCCCCGUCUGGACGUGAGCAGCAGGUUUUCCAGAGUUUUAUGACAGAUGUACAGUAUUCAUUCCAGAUAGAGACACUUCAGGAGGGAGGCGCUGUUUGAAACUCUCCUCAGAGAUAUGUUCCAAUCUUUUCCUUCACUGAGGACUCGUCUGAAAUUGCACACAUUAUCAUCUACAAGAGACUUGUGUUAAUAUUUACCUGUGAUGUCCGAUCCCGAGUCACGACUACACGCAGAUGUCCUAUCUAUCAUAUAUAAAUAUAUCUAUAUAUAAACACUGCUUAGAGAUACUUCUGGUUUCUUUUCAGUUGCAGUCGUUGUUCUUUGACUGUUUUUGUUUCGUUUCUCCCAAAACGUUUAAACCAAAGAUUUCAGUUCAUGUCGAUCUUUCACUUGUUGAUUUGAAGGUGAUGAUUCAGUGUUUUGUUUUAAACCUCCACCGCCUUGAUAUUAUCACGACUCAGAAGAUGAAGCAUGUUGUGUGAGUGAGUCUCGUUCAGUUUGUGUUGAAAAGAGCUCAAACUGGUUCUUUGGUCGGGAAGGAUCCGUCUUUAAAGUCUUUAAAGUCCUCGUCCAGCGACGUCAAACCAAUCACCUUCAACCUGCUCUCUAUCUGUUCAAGUGAAACCAGAAAAGUCCCAGAGUCGCUGCUUCUCGCUCACGUUACUGCUGCUGGACGUGUCCUGUAGAAACCUCACAGAUAGAGCGACGCCCUGAAGUCACGAGCGACUAGAGCGACAGGUUCUUCUUCCUGCUCGCCGCCGAUAACGUUUUGUGCAAACACGAUAUUAUCGUCUCUAAACGAUGUUUGACUGAACUUCAAGAUCAACAAGAUAUAGACAAAUUAAACAAAAGAUAGAUUAGUAAUACAAUUAUAUAACAAGAUUAGAAGAAUGUUAUUAAUAAUUAUACAACAAGGAAUGUUUGCAAUGAGGCAAAUCUUCCACUUGACUGAGGGUCAACAGGGACGUUGUAUUUUGAUAGAAGGAUUUAAUGUUAAAUAGAUUUAACGUUUAAAUCUUUACAUCACUUCCUGCUCCGAGCUUUCUACAGGACACGUUCUGUCUCGUCCAAUCACAACAUGCAAUAUUCCCUUUUCUGUCGCGGGCGUUUCCGAACGGGCGAGUUUCCGUUUGCAGUCGAGCGGAGAGAGAAGCAGCUGAAAGGUUUCGUGGGACAAACCAAAAUAUCUGUAGAUUUUUUUACUGACUGUUCAGUUGAGGUCUCACUUUGGGAAACUCAGACUCAAAUAACUCCAGGAAACCGGCUCAGAAAACAAAGGUACCUUCUGGUUCACAGGUGCAGCCUCAGUGACUCAAAGGUCCAAUAAACCUCCUGUUACCUUCACUUUCUGAGUGUUUGUACUCACUACACCACAGGACUGUUAACCAGGCAACUGUCUGUUGUUCCUCUGCUCAAAUAUAACUUCUACAACUACUACAAGUGGCACUCCAGCAGAUCUGCAGAGUUUUAUUUGCAGCCGGGUUUGAAUAUGUUUGUGAUUCUCACCGAGGAGUCGUGUUGUGUUCUUCCCACUGCUUCUCUGAUCACAGUUCCCAGCACAGCUUCGACGAGGAACAGCUUCUUUAUAGAUAAAUUUAUAUAAAGUUCACAUCUACGGGAACUUUUAGAAAAACUAACUAAAAAAAAACAUUUUAAAAAAGUGUAUAUGACCCCCCCCCCCCCCCCCCUUCCUCUCUUUGACCCUUUUGGACAUUCGUACAGAUCCAGCAUGCAUAUUUGGUACUAUUGACUGUUGUUUUUUGUGUAUAAAAGAAAACAAGUAAAAAAGAUGUCUUUGAAAAACAACUGUUAUUUGUCUGUUUAUGAAGUAUUGAGAUCUGAACGUGAUUCAGCCAGUUGAACAUCACUGCUUCAGCUGGAACCAGUUCCAGUCCUUUUUGUGUCGGUUGUAAAAUGCCAUGUGGACGCAACACUGAGAAGGUGGAUCGCUGGGGACGCUGGUCCUGGAGCCCGGUGCAUUGUGGGCCACGACCAAAGAACCCAGCAGAACUCGAUUGUGAAGAAAAACGAUUUGGUUGUUUUCAAUCUGAAGCAUGAACAGACUGAGACUCACAGCUGUUCCACUUUCUAAAUUCUCCAUUGGGACGGUGAAGGUCCAGUGAAACCCUGAGUUCCGGUGCUGGAAGGUUCUGGUUCUUUCUCAGUGUCGCCCUCUGCCGGCUGCUCGUGGCUCUCUCUCUCUCUGGAGCGGCUCCGGCCCUUCACUGAACCUUUUACUUUCUCGUAUCGGUUGCAAUAGUUUGUUGGUUGUAGACUCUGUUGAAGAGCUGAACUCGUGUACGUUUAUCAGUGGAGCUCCACCUCAUUACGUGCUCUUGCAGAAUAAAGAAAAUAUUUUGUUCAAA